Molecule: messenger RNA, 1041 nt
Organism: Cladophialophora bantiana CBS 173.52
Lineage: Eukaryota; Fungi; Ascomycota; Eurotiomycetes; Chaetothyriales; Herpotrichiellaceae
Exons: 6
Coding region: 1-1041 (346 amino acids)
Source: RefSeq, a predicted model, not a curated record
AUGGUAGCAGGAUACGCCGAUGAAGUCCAGUUGCUUUUCAAAAGAGGUGCCAAAGCAGACGCUCUCUCCAAAGAUGGCGAAACGCCACUCCUGCUUGCCGCGUUCAAGACCAACAAGAACCGUGCUCGGAUUAUCCAAUUACUUCAUGCGAAGAUACCUUCAAGCGCCGUUGACGCAACCAGUCCCGUAGACGGGACCAACACACCGUUGAUGUUCGUGGCCAGGGCAUCCUUGACACUGAUGAAUGAUGAUGGCUACAAUGCGAAAGAUUUGGACGACAAGACCUACGAUAGGGUUGUUACCCAUCCUCUCAACCUGGUGGAGAAGGCGAACUUGGCCAAGUUGAUUGAAUUGGUUAUCAAUAAGGUCGCCGAUGAUAUCGUCUGGCGGGCGCACGGCAUAAGCAUCGAUCUAGACGAGGCCUGGGACCAGGCUGUGAAUCGUGGCGAAGGCUCGACUACAGCUGCACUCGUGGAGAAAGUGAACGAACCGGCCGGAGACUCCCCCAUAGAGCGUUUCCUCGAAGACAAGGAAGACUUCGUCCAAGAGGUCGCUAAGAACGCUGUGGAGCUGCAAAACGAUACAAGCACUACUCUCGAUAGUCCGGAGGUUCUGCCCAAGACCAGCAAGGUAGCAUUAUAUCAACAAGCUAUCUAUUGCGAUGUCAGCGGCUCAAUGAAACGUGAAGAUCGCUGGAAGUCCCAGAAAAACCUCGUCGAACGAACGGCGAAGAUCACCACGCGAGUCCUUCCCAAAGGUGAAGGGGUCGCGCUUCGCUUCAUCAACCAGGAGGUAGACGGCUCGUCAAACCUGGGCCUUGAGCAUGUUGCGAACAUCCUGGCACCCUUGAAGUGGGAUGAUUACGUGCCGAAGUGUUUUGGGAACCCGCUCCUCAUCUCUAUCCUCACGGACGAUGGGCCUAAGCGCGAACCAGGAGGAAACACGCUAAAAAAUGCCAUUGUCGAGUGCGGCCAGAGGAUGAAGGAUGUCGGGUUCCCUCGCGAGAGUGAGCAUCCUCAUUUCAGCAGUCCCAACCGCUAA